Messenger RNA from Helicoverpa armigera (cotton bollworm), 3853 nucleotides. RefSeq names its product protein lingerer (gene lig). Lineage: Eukaryota; Metazoa; Arthropoda; Insecta; Lepidoptera; Noctuidae. Gene Ontology annotation, molecular function: protein binding. Gene Ontology annotation, cellular component: cytoplasm; nucleus. Bases 166 to 3279 code for a protein of 1037 amino acids. The record is from RefSeq and is a predicted model, not a curated record. The transcript has 29 exons.
UUUAACUUGGGAAUAAAACUGGCCAUUCUUGUUACGGUUAAAUCGGAAUGAUUUACGAUUACACCUAUGUCCCAUCCCUUGAAAGUCACGUGACCAGCUUGCGUUUGAGCGCACUAACAGCUGCUUGUAAAUAGAGGCUGUAAAUAUAACGUAUAUAGUUUAAAGAUGAGUUUGGGUGCGCGCGCCACCAAGGGUGGUGCGAAGGGGGGCGCUAAAGACGGCAAGCAUGCACAGGACACUCGGAAGAGCACAGACAAAACCCAGACCAAGGAGAAGGUUAAACCACAGGCUACUACAGAACAGCUCCGGAUGGCACACAUGAUCGAUCGUAAAAGCGAUGACGCGUCUGACGUUCGAAGAAUGGUGCUGGAGUUGAUGGAGAUGACGUGCCGCACCGAGGAGGAGGUGUGCUCGGCGCUGCACGACUCCGACAACGAUAUGGUCGCCGCCUGCAACCUGCUGCUGGAGGAGAGCCAGCGGAUACAGGGAGAGUGGCGAACCAGCGAGAAAAAGAAAAAGAAGCCACCAGCCCCCGCUGGCAAUGGUGAAUUAGACCCACCACGGGACCCACGCAGUCGUUCUGGACCCAGGCCACGUCGCGGGUCAGGCGAGCGGGGUGGCGAGCGUGGCGAGCGGGCGAGCGGGUGGCGCGGGCGCGGCGGCACGCGCGGGCGGGGCGGCGCGCGGGGGGCGCGGGGCGGCGGCGCCCGUCGCCCGCGCCCGAGCGCGCCUGCUGGGACCACACGCAGCCCGGAGGUGAGUGUGCAGGGCGGCGCGGCGAGCGGGCGAGGGCGGGUGGCGCGGGCGCGGCGGCACGCGCGGGCGGGGCGGCGCGGGGGCGCGGGCGGCGGCGCCCGUCGCCCGCGCCCCGAGCGCGCCUGCUGGGACCACACGCAGCCCGGAGGCGGCAGCAACAACAUCGUCGACACAUUCCCCACCACAGAAGACUGGGACAACGAGGAGUGGUCCGGAUCUCUAUCAGACACCAAGGUGUUGCAGGUGUUCACGCCCAGCUCCGCCGCGCAGCCCGCCGACGCCGCGCCCGACGCGCCGCCCGCUCAGCAAAUAAGUUCAGUGAGCCGGCAGUCGCCGGUGUCGGGCGCGGUGGCGGCGCCGGCCGAGCCUCAGCCGCCAGCCGAUACUUACCAUCAUCCGGUUCAUCAUCAGCCAAUGGGCAUGUCUGGAAGUCUGACGGCGGCGCAGUCGCAGUAUCUCUCGCAACUCACACAGCAGUCGCAGAGGCACGACAAUAGCGUGUACACGUCAAAUUACGGCGUGUACGGCUCCACAGACAUCACCAGUCAGAGGAAACCGCAGCGAGCGAGAGUUCCUCCUCCUUCUAAGAUCCCGUCUAUGGCGGUAGAGAUGCCAGGAGGUGGCGAGGGUGGCAUGUUCCUGGACGUGCAGUUCGGAGCCCUGGAGCCCGACGCGCUCCGGGACAACUGCACCCCCAAGCCGCAGCAGCAGCAGCCCGCGCCGGCACCGACGGCGUCAGCGGCGCCCGCAGCGCCCGCCUCCCCCGCCGCCGCCACGCCGCCGCACGAGCCGCCCGCCGACACCCCGCCCGCGCCCAUGCCCUACCAGCCGCCCAGCACUGCCCGCCCGCCUCCCCGCCGCCGCCACGCCGCCGCACGAGCCGCCCGCCGACACCCGCCCGCGCCCAUGCCCUACCAGCCGCCCAGCACUGCCGUAUGUACCAACACAGCAGCAGCGGCGCCACCAGCGCCCGCCUCCCCCGCCGCCGCCACGCCGCCGCACGAGCCGCCCGCCGACACCCCGCCCGCGCCCAUGCCCUACCAGCCGCCCAGCACUGCCGUAUGUACCAACACAGCAGCAGCGGCGCCACCAGCGCCCGCCUCCCCCGCCGCCGCCACGCCGCCGCACGAGCCGCCCGCCGACACCCCGCCCGCGCCCAUGCCCUACCAGCCGCCCAGCACUGCCCUGAGUGAGAGUUUAGCAGUAGUGGAGCCGACGCCAGUGAGUGCGCCGGCCACCACCGAGCCCACUGUCACUAAUACUACCUCGUCCCUGGAGGCGGCGCUGUCGAGCAUGAAGCAGCUGUCGGUGUCGGACGCGCCGCCGCCGCAGCACCAGCCGCAGCAUCACAGGCCCAAGACUGUAGGACAACAGAAUGUGUACGCGCAUCACGCGGUGUCACAUCACCCGCCUGUAUACGGAGCCAAUGUCUAUGCGCCACAGGUGAACUCGACCAACGCGUCGCUGACGGGCGCGUCGGCCAUGUCGGCGUCCGCCUACCCGUCCAGCGUCACGCUCACGCAGUACCAGCCCAUCAUCAACUCAUACCAGACGUCGUCGUCGGCGGGCCCGUACGGCGGCAGCGCCCUGUACACAGCGGCGCCCUACACCCCCUACCAGCCCACCGCGCAGCCCAAGCAGCCGCCCAAGGAGACACAACAGCAACAGUACGACAGUUCAGUGGCGUCGAGUAACAGUUUAACGAGUACGACGACUCAGACGCAGACUUCCACAGCCAAAGUAGCGACUACCACAGUGGCGGGGCACGGGUCUGGGUACGCGGGCGGCGCGCUGUACGGCGCCGCCGCCACGCCGGCCUACGCGCCCUACGACGACCAGCUCAUGCGCUCCACGCUGCCGCACCACAUGGGCGGGUACUAUGAGGUGGGCUACGGCGGACGGGACGCCACGUUCGGCCUCAGCGCCGGAGAACGAUUCGGAAGGACUGAUGCUGCUUCACCACAACAGGUGCCAGCGGCGGCGUUACCUCCCGGCUACGCGUACUUCGCGUACCAGCCGCCUCCCACCACGUACCAGUAUGGCGUCUAUCCCACGUACGGCGGCGGUUCGAACGUGGGCGGCGUGGGCGGAGUGGGCGGCGUGUCGACGCAGGGCAAGGUGUCCACAUACACGCAGCAGCAGCCCUACGACGCGCAGGACUCAUAUAAACCUGGCGGCGGCUAUACGGGCAGCGGCAGCAAGGCGGGCGGCGGCGCGGCGGCGGAGCUCGGCAACGCCAUCUACGCCAAGCCGCAUCCCGCGCUCAACAAGGUCAACAGUUACGAGAAGGCGUCGUUCCACAGCGGUACGCCGCCCCCCUUCGGCGGAGCCUCGCACCUCUACAUCCCCGCGCCGCCGCACCACCACCCGCACCACCACGCGCCGCAGCAGCACCAGAUGGAUGUACGGGUGAACAGUAGUCAUAAUAGGCGGGAGAGCGGGGCGGGCGGCGGUCGGGCGGCAGCCAGCAAGCCGGCGGCCAGCAAGCCUAGCUACUCGCAGUCCUACUGGGCACCCAACUAGCUAACACUGGGUCGGGCGCUCGGUGCGGGUGCAGCGUGCCCUCUGAAGUAACCUAGCUCAAUACUAAACCAACUCCACGCGACACAAAUACCGCAUUAUUAUAUAAAUUCAUAGUGUAAAGGCAUCGCCGCCGUCACCUAAGAUUUUUUUUUUCAUUUUUUUUAAAUACUACUGUCGUCGGUAGCCAGAUGUCGUAGUUGAACGAUGCAAUAUAAUUAUGUAUUUUAUUUGUUUAUGAGCGUCGUGACGACGUCGAUGCAUCAUCUCAUUCGUUAAGUCCGCUAUCAUAGGUUUCAAUUGUUUAAAGAAAUUACCUCUAGUGCUAUGUAUAUCUAAUAAAGUAUGUAUAUGUAUGUAAGCAUUUGGUACGCUAUGCGCGCCGAAGUUUUUUAUUUAGUUGACAUACUUUUUGUAAUUAACACUUAUUAUUAAAAAUGAUUAAAGAGAUGUCAUAGGACGAUAAUCGUAAUUGUAACGAGUAUGAUAGUCGAGCUCUUUUAUAUGUGGAAGAAUGCACUUGUGAUGAUCUCGCGGGCAUUUGAAAGUAUGACGGAUUACACAUAUUGGAACUUGA